Penicillium pulvis is the source of this 639-nucleotide messenger RNA. RefSeq lists its product as uncharacterized. The transcript is spliced from 2 exons. The record is from RefSeq and is a predicted model, not a curated record. Gene Ontology annotation, cellular component: plasma membrane. Bases 1 to 639 code for a protein of 212 amino acids. NCBI's taxonomy places the organism in Eukaryota, Fungi, Ascomycota, Eurotiomycetes, Eurotiales, Aspergillaceae.
AUGAGCGACUGCUCCGCCCGCAGUGUUUCAUUUCACUUUACCCCAUUUGAAGCCAUUGAGGAAGCCUUGGGAACUUCCGUUGGACCAGAUUGGCCGGGCUGGUCGGCUGCACUAGGCGACGAUGACUUUGAGGAGCUAAAGACCGCAAGUCGAACGAUGACAAUAUUCUUCAUUCUCGGCACAACUCUUGUCGUCAUUUCAAUGGGCAUACGCGUCACAGCCCACCACUUCAGGCGGCGCUUUGCCAGUUAUCGCAUCCCAGAUUCGAAGGCGACGAUCUUGCCUGGACACCCAGAUUAUUCGAUCCGAGGCAAUCUCAACACACCUCCCUCAUACUUAGAACUUGCAACAUUAGUGCUUAGCACCGUAUUCCUUCUGAUUGCGUCAAUAAUCACCUCCGCGGUUGCUAUGAAGUACAUCACGUUGAUACGCCAAAGUGACGAUGCCGAUGUUUCAGCACGGCACAACAACACCUUUCUCGGAAUGGCAUGGAGCACGACUCUUAUUCAAGCCCUUCUUACUAUUCACAAAGUGGCCGCCCUUGUGCGAUAUGAGACGCAUGGUUCUCGUUAUGAUUCGGAUGGGUACUCUCUAACCCGAGAUACUAGCAAUAAGGGAGCCUUUACUCGGAUGGAAUAA